Dendroctonus ponderosae (mountain pine beetle) is the source of this 1446-nucleotide messenger RNA. Its product is annotated as thioredoxin domain-containing protein 5 homolog. Gene Ontology annotation, biological process: protein folding. The record is from RefSeq and is a predicted model, not a curated record. The coding region runs from base 124 to 1278 and encodes 384 amino acids. Gene Ontology annotation, molecular function: protein disulfide isomerase activity. Lineage: Eukaryota; Metazoa; Arthropoda; Insecta; Coleoptera; Curculionidae. Gene Ontology annotation, cellular component: endoplasmic reticulum. The transcript is spliced from 7 exons.
GCCAUCCUCCUAACCUAAGAAAAUACCGACUUGUCAUUUGGAUUGUUUUCAAACUGAGUUUCUUACUGAAAAUCCAAAUACUUUAUUAGAAUCUUUCUCGUUAAAAGGAAACCAUUUUGUGAAAUGUCGAGAUUUCUUGUUAAUUUACUUAUUUAUUCUUCGGUGGUUUUACAAGUUUUCUGCCAUGAAGAGGGAAUUUAUACUCGCCAAUACGACGAAAACAAUUUCGUGGACGAGAUAGCAAAAAAACAUCAUUUUGUGAUGUUCUACGCCCCCUGGUGCGGUCAUUGUCUGAGAUUGGCCCCAAUAUGGGAACAACUGGCCGAAAUGUUGAAUGAGGAUAGCAGCAAUAUAACAAUUGCCAAAGUCGAUUGCACAACUGAUGCCCAAGUUUGUUCCGACCAAGAUAUUACUGGGUACCCCACUUUAAAGUUCUUCAAAGUAGGGACAAGUGACAGUGUCAGGUUUAGGGGUACCAGAGAUUUGCCCACCCUAACUGACUUUAUUAAUGAACAGCUCAGACAGGAAGAUGAACUAUCCGCUGGGGUUGUUUCCAGUCAAGAAUCUCCGCUCAUCGAGUUGAAUAAGGACAAUUUUGACGCCGUUAUUGAGGAUGGAAACACAUUUAUUAAGUUUUAUGCUCCGUGGUGCGGACAUUGUCAAAAAUUGGCUCCUACCUGGUUAGAAUUGGCAAAAGCAAUGGAACUUAAUGAAAAAAUUACUAUUGCCAAGGUUGACUGUACAGAAUUCAGAGACAUUUGUUCUACACACGAUGUAAAAGGUUAUCCGACGCUGUUGUGGUUCGAGGAUGGACAAAAGAAUGGAAAAUAUACUGGAGACAGAUCACUGGUAGAUCUUAAAAACUAUGUAAAUCGAAUGAUCGGUGGUCAAGUUCCUGAGAAAUCCGAACCGGAGCCAACAAAAGUCACCGAAGACAAAUUUGUAACAGAGUUAACAGCGAAAAAUUUCAGCGAUGAAAUCGGCAUUGGAUUAACGUUUGUGGAGUUUUAUUCUCCUUCUUGUGGUCAUUGUAAGAGAUUGGCGCCGACUUGGGAACAGUUGGGGAAGAAGUUCCAAAGUGAAAAAGCAGUCAAAAUUGGUAAAAUCGAUUGUACUACCUCAGUCAAUAGGCAAUUUUGCAACGAGCAAAAGAUCGAAGGAUUUCCAACUCUGUUCCUGUAUAAGGACGGACAACAAAUAGGAGAGUAUAACGGAAAUCGUGAUAUAGAGGAUUUGUCCGGUUUUGUCACACGGCAUUUAUGGCAUGAGGAAUUGUAGAAAUUCAUACAAAUACUAGUCAUUUCAUGUUUCUGGAUGAAACAUAGGUUUUCCCAAGUGAAUUAAAAGACGUAUCUGUUGAGUGUUUAGAACCUAAAAAUAAUUUCCCUACUGUUUGGUUGUUUGUCAUUGUGGCACUAUUUCUAAAUACAUUUUUAUAUGCAGAAA